Molecule: messenger RNA, 1173 nt
Organism: Sycon ciliatum
Lineage: Eukaryota; Metazoa; Porifera; Calcarea; Leucosolenida; Sycettidae
Exons: 1
Coding region: 1-1173 (390 amino acids)
Source: RefSeq, a predicted model, not a curated record
AUGCACCUCUCCGCGCCGCAGGGGAACAGCUUGAACACGUUCAUUGACCCUGACCAAUACCGCUUCAAACUGAUUACGAUCGACUGCAUUGCCGAUCAUGUUCGCAGAACAGGCCCCUGCGCACUAAUAACCAAGGUGGACCUGGAGCACGCGUUUCGGCUCUGUCCAGUACACCCCGACGACUGGCCAUUGCUUGGCAUGCAAUGGAGAUCGAAGUAUUACUUUGACACAGUCUUGCCGUUCGGCUUGCGGUCCGCCCCUAGCUUGUUUAACCGCCUAGCAGACGCGCUUGAGUGGAUCCUACGCCACAAGUACAGCAUACCCGCACUCGAGCACUACCUCGACGACUUUGUUUCGGUAUCACCACCAGCCACUGUGGUGCCAUCGUCGACAGCCGCAGUCCACAAGGCCACGAUCCUUCAGGUGUUCGACAACCUGGGUGUCCCCACUGCAGUUGGCACCGACAAGGUGGUGGGUCCAUCCACGUGCGUCACCGUGUUGGGCAUCGAGAUUGACUCGGCCACCGGGGAACUCCGCCUUCCCACUGACAAGCUCCGCGCGCUGCAACAUCUGCUGCAGUCAUGGUCUACCCGCCACACCGCCUCACGGCGGGAACUCCAAUCGCUAGUGGGCCACCUGUCUUUCGCAGCAAAGGCUGUUCCUGCUGGACGCACCUUUACCAGACGGCUCUUUGAUGCAUGCACCUCCGCUCACGGUUCAUCGCCCAUCGUCCACCUGAGCAGCGAUGCCCUAGCCGAUAUCCGGUGGUGGCAGGAAUUCCUUCCCGUCUGGAACGGCAAAGCCCUCAUGCGCGACCCAGAGUGGUCUAGGUCACCAGACCUUGAGUUGUUCACGGACGCAUCCGGCCUAGGCUUCGGUGGCUUCUUUCAAGGUUGCUGGUUCGCCGGCGCAUGGUCCGCAACGCAACAGACGCCGCCAUACACCUCCAUCAUGUGGAGGGAGAUGUGGCUGUUAUGGUUCGUCUAUACUCGGCGGACGCCGUUCACACACUCAAACUCAAGACAGUCCAGUCACCUUGAAAACGCAAGCCUUCCUUUCCACAACUCUCCGAGAACUCCCCGAGAGCAACAACCAGUCCCAGGUUAUAUCCCCAAAAGCAGAAGUAUGUGUACCGUAGAACAGAGUUGGCGUGCAAAGAGUAGCAAAGAGUAG